Messenger RNA from Lentinula edodes (shiitake mushroom), 1434 nucleotides. RefSeq names its product FAD binding domain-containing protein. Gene Ontology annotation, molecular function: FAD binding. Bases 1 to 1434 code for a protein of 477 amino acids. Lineage: Eukaryota; Fungi; Basidiomycota; Agaricomycetes; Agaricales; Omphalotaceae. The record is from RefSeq and is a predicted model, not a curated record. The transcript is spliced from 11 exons.
AUGAUUUCUGCCUGUGUCGAAUCUAAAGUGCCAAAUUCGUCAAAUCCUUCUUCAUUCAAAACCGAUGUCGUAAUUAUUGGAGCUGGACCUACUGGUCUUAUGGCGGCCCAGGCUCUUGCAAGCUUCGGUCUUGGGGUCAUGGUGGUGGAACGCCGAGAUGCUGGCGAGAUCUAUGGUAAUGCAGAUGGCUUACAACCUCGGACAUUGGAGAUUUGGAACAGUUAUGGAUUUCUGGAUAAGUUUUCCAAACAAGCAGCCACAGUACAUGGAUUGCUUACUGUCAAGCAUUUGGUGGACAAGUUGGGAAGAAAGCCGCCUUCUAGCACUUCGCAAAUUCAGGCAAAAUAUAUCAUCGGCGCCGAUGGUGCUCACUCUUGGGUGCGACAACAAAUUGGAGUGAAAUUGGAGGGUGAACGAGCAGGCAAGUCAUUAUAUAUUUUCCAGAUUUUCUUGCAAAUUCAAUGGAAUUAUAAGAGAAUGUUUGGGGCGUGGUGCUAUCAUUUAUUCUUCAAUUUGCUGAGGUGGAAAGAGAUUAUCCCCCGAGAAGAGGACAAACUCAGGAUAUAUGUUCAGUGUUCAUCAGAGGACCAAAUCACAUGCCAAGCUAAUUCUGAUACAAUGACCGCGGCCAAGUACACAGAAAAGAAGCUCCUCCAGCAUAUUUCAAAUGGUCUCCAACCUUACAAGAUCAUUUUCACCAAAAUAUUUUGGUCCACAGUAUUUUCAGCAUCACAGAAAGUUGCUGAUACAUUUCGUGUUGGAUCUGCCUUUAUUGCUGGAGAUAGUGCUCAUACACACUCCCCAAAAGCAGGCCAAGGUGCAAAUGUUUCCAUGGGUGAUGCCCAUAAUCUUGCUUGGAAACUGGCUUGGGUGGUCAAAGGAUGGAGUGAUGACUCAUUGCUCGAUACAUAUGAGACUGAACGACGCGCACUGGCGCACCAACUUAUCAAAUUUGAUAAGGCAAUUUCGGCCACUCUUGAUGGUUGCAAGGCAUCUGUAUAUUCAUCAAUGCUGCAUCAGCAGAAUUUGUUUAGCAGUGGCAUUGGUAUCCGUUACAAGUCUCGCCUUGUCAUUGAAUUAGAAAGUCAGAAGGGAACACUUGACAUUUCUGGGUUAGCAGUGGGAACCCGUCUUCCUCCAACCGAAAUUAUCCGGAUGGCCGAUUGGCAGCCAAUGGACAUGCAAGAUCUAGCACCCUGUGAUGUAUUAUUUAAGGUCCUCAUAUUUGCUGGCGACCUUUUUGAUCACAGACAUUAUACUGCAUUACAAGGCCUGACACAAACAUUCCAAAAGAUGGCCGACUCAAAGGAUAAGGAAGAUGCCAGUUUACUGCAAAGAUUUACCAUGUACACAAUCAUCAUCAAUUCCAAGGAAAGCAAUAUCUGGAAACAAGUACCAACCAUUUUACGUGAUUGGAAAAGGUAUAUUUCAUAA